AUGCCAAGGAAUACUGUGGUGAAUCAGGAAGCGCUUCGCUUCAACAAACUGCUCAUCCGCGUGCGUGCAAGUCUCGUAGACAUCGGCAAAGCCGUCAAAGGCCUGGUGAUCAUGGGCCCAGACCUUGAGGAUGUUGCCAACGGCAUCCUGCUGAACAAGCAGCCCGACUUCUGGAAGAAAGUUUCAUAUCCCUCGCUGAAGCCUAUGUCCUCCUAUGUGGCGGACCUUGUGGCAAGGAUGAACUUCUUCACGGACUGGAUGGACAACGGUCAUCCGGCCAACUACUGGCUCUCCGGCUUCUUCUUCACGCAGUCCUUCCUGACCGGGCAGCUGCAGAAUUUUGCUCGAAAGAACAACUUGCCCAUUGACACCCUGAUAUGGACGUUCGACAUUCUCAAGAAGGAGAACAAUCAUCCGCCAAAGCCAGAGGAUGGCUGUGUGGUCUAUGGCCUCUUCAUGGAUGGUGCAAGAUGGGACAAUGACCAUCAGGUCAUUCAGGACAGCCUUCCCAAGGUUCUUUUCUCGGAGAUUCCGCACAUGCACUGGAAACCGUGUGAGAAGGAUAAG
This is a messenger RNA of Symbiodinium pilosum, 567 nucleotides long. The record is from the annotation of a GenBank genome assembly. Lineage: Eukaryota; Dinophyceae; Suessiales; Symbiodiniaceae.